UUCAUUUAGCUUCACACGAUCCAUUUGAGGUUGAAGGGCUGUUGCAUCUAUAUCACCAUGCCUUGUAGUCUUCAAUAUCUUUGUGUGCUGUCAGUCUUCAUAGUAUCAGGGAAUUGUUUAUCUUGCAUUCAGUGCAGUGGUUACAGUGACAGCCCAUGUAAUGGAACUUCACAGACCUGCUCAUCUGCCAGUGAUGUAUGUGGUACCACAAGGAUCCAAACCUUUGGUAAAUCGUGGGACAGCUUCUUCUAUAUUAGGUCCUGUGUCCCUCUCACUGAGUGUGAUAUAAAUGGAACAACAUCAGGUCUUUAUACAAACGCUUCGUUAAGUACAACUUGUUGUUACUCUGACAACUGCAUCGCAUCUAUACCAACUAUGCCAGUAGAAAACAGCACUGAAAAUGGACUAAUCUGCCAAACAUACCUUGAAACAGACCUGGAGCCUUGUGAAGUGAAGACAAGAACCAAUUGCACAGGAGACCAGAAUCUUUGCAUCAGAUAUUAUUCAAGCAUGACUAUAGGAAAAGCUGAAUCAACUCUUUUGUUUGGCGGAUGUGCCUCUGAGAGCUUGUGCAAUUCAACUAGAAACUACAUAUCUACCCCGGGGUUCAGCCUGCUCAUAAAGAAGUCCUGUAACAGCAAUGCCAACAGCCUUUAUCAGAGUGCAAUUCUUCUUUCUUUAUUUCUUCUGCUGCAUUUCCAUUUAAAUGAAUCAUUGUGAUAAGCACCACAGUGAUAUGGAAACUUAUAGCUCUUCAGCACUUGAUGGACGAUGCACUGGACUGGUAUUUCCUGAUAUCUGAAGGACCUUUGUCUUUGAAUGUACAUGAAUUUAACUCUACUGAAUGCGCAUGAUAAGUCAGGUAACUUAUUCAUGAUUUCAGUUUGCACUGUAAAGAAAAGAUAUGUUAUCUAAUGUUCUGUAGUACAGCACAGAAUCCAUUGUGAUAUCUAGUGAUGGGCGAAUUUGUACCGUUUUGCUUCACCGCAAAAUUUGCCAA
Molecule: messenger RNA, 1000 nt
Organism: Xenopus laevis (African clawed frog)
Lineage: Eukaryota; Metazoa; Chordata; Amphibia; Anura; Pipidae
Product: phospholipase A2 inhibitor and Ly6/PLAUR domain-containing protein-like
Exons: 5
Coding region: 58-720 (220 amino acids)
Source: RefSeq, a predicted model, not a curated record